Paramecium pentaurelia is the source of this 2242-nucleotide messenger RNA. Lineage: Eukaryota; Ciliophora; Oligohymenophorea; Peniculida; Parameciidae. The record is from the annotation of a GenBank genome assembly.
AUGUAUGGUAAUUAAGUUAAAGCAUUAAAAAAGUCUAUUGAAUAAUUUAAACAAUUCAAAGACAUGAGCCAUACUUAGGCCAGAUUAUAAUAGUAGUUCCCAGUUAUUUAUUCACAAUUAAUUGAGAGUCUAAAAAUGUAAUAAUUUACAGAAAAAAAAUUAGUUAACUUAAGUGAAAAAAUUGAAAAAAAAGUGCUUUAUUAUUUAUCUUCAGAUGAAUAAGAUUAGGUUUAUAAACUUUUUUCAUAGAUAUACAUCAAUAAUUUAGAUUAAUUAAAUACUAAAUAACUAGGAGUUAUCAUAAAGUAUUAAUAACAAUUAAAUAAUAUAAUUGAAAAAGCAUUAUAAAAUCCUCUAAAUUAAGAAGACUUAUUUGAAUUAUUAUAAUCAAUUAAUUAUAGAAAUUGUUGGUCUCAAAUUAAUUAAAAUCAUAUUGAUCAAAUUAAAAAGAGUAUAGAUUAAAUUAAUUCAUAAGAAAAUGAACUUGAUUUUUACUUAUUCAAUGAAAUAUUAAUUGCAUCUGAAUCAAUUAAUCUUGAUAACUUUAUUAGAAAAACUAUAAAAUCGCAUAAAAUUCAUAAUAUUUUAAAGAAAGAUGUUCCUGUCUAAAUAAUUCAUCUAAACAUAUUAAUUAAAAUAGUUGGAGAUCGUUAUAUGUCAUCAACAUUAUGGAAAUUAUACAAAGAUGAAAUUUUAAAAUUAGAAUUAACAACUUUAUCUUAGUAAUAAUUUGUUUAUGAUCAUUUAAAACGUUAUUAUUAACUUACAUGUGAUACAAUUAAAAAUUUAACUCAUUAAUCUAUUAAUAAAGAGAGAUAAUCUAAUAUAUAUAUUAAUUUAAUCUUAGAAGAAAUAUAAAGAAAUUUAGAAAAUUUAAAUGAUAUAAAAAUUGAAACACUUUUAAAAAAUUGUAAUUUAGAUGAUUUUGCUAUUUUGAACAGAUAAAUCAUUAGAAUAAAUAUUGAUUAAUCAAGUGAAUCCUUUAUUUAUCUCUAUAUAAGUAAAUAAUCAUUUAGAAAUGCUAGGUCUAAUAAAAGAGGAGUUAAUCUACUUUAAAGAAGAGACUAUAUAGACAUAAACAGAAAAAUUGAAUUAAUUUAUUAGACUUUUAAAAUCAAUUGAUAGAUUUAAAUAAUUUAAAUUACAAAAGAAAUAGAAUAAUCCAAUUUAUGAAAUAUAUUAAAUUAUUGAAGAAUAAGUAUUCUCAUAUAUUUGCAAAAAUCAAUAUGAACUUGAUUUAGAUGGAACAUAAGAUCCAUUUGCAUUAGAUCUACUCAAAACUUAGAAAUAAAAAUCAGGAAAAUGGAAAGAAGAAGAUGAUUAAGUUACAAUUUUAAUAUCUGAUAUAGAUUCCUCAGAUCUACACUAACUUUAUUAAAUAGGAGAUUAUUUUAAUAAAAAUUAAUAAGGAAGAAUGUAUUUUCAUUAUUGUAUAGUCAAAUAAUUAGUUGUUAAUUUCUAAAAACUUGAUUUCACAAAACAAUGUGACAUUCUUUAUUAUUUGACAAAAAUUGAUAAAAUAUUCAUGAUUGAGUCAUUUUAAUAUACAAUAGAUUAUAAUCAAUUACAAUAUUUAAAUCAGGAAGAUAUAACUAAAUGUGCAAUAUAGUUAUUAUUCUAUAAUUAAAUAUCAUUUAAUAUAGAUAAAGCUAUUACAAGUAAAUUAGUAGAUAUUUUACAUUAAAAUCUCAAUUAUAUAGAAAAUUUGAAUUAAGAAUAUCAAAUAACCUUUUAUUAAGCAUAUGAGUAUAUAUUUCUAUAUAUUUAGGUUAAUGCGUAUAGAAUUCCCUUCAAUUUAAGUAUAAGAAUUGCCUGAAAGAUUUUAAUAAAUAUUUGAAGAAUAUUGGUUAUAUUUAUAAAAAGAAACAUAACAUAUUGUUUCUGAUACUAAAAAAUACCUAGAUAAAGAAGAAUAUCAUUAUACAUAUAUGAAAUAAAUUUUGAUAUGGAAAUUCUUAUAUGUUUUUGAAAAAGAAAAGACAAUUGUAAUUUGUCUAUCAGAUAGAUUUUAUUUAGGAAGAACCAAUUUAAACUUAAUAGAAAUAGGUAUUCUCAAAAGGGUUUUAAGAUGUAUAGAAAUUUAUUGAUUUUGUAGUGCAUGACUAUAAAUUGAGAAUAUUAGAUAAACAUGAAUAUGAAAAAUUCACUACUAGACAUGAAAAAAAUGAUUAUAUCUAUGAGAAACUCAAAUAUCUAAGUAGAGAACCUAAGAAACCUAAGAAACCAUAUUUUAAUAUAUGAU